CGGCUUCCGACUUCCCAUGCGGCGUAGCGCGUGACACCGGGGCCACGCCCACUUCCGGCUCCGCGACUUCAGCAUGGCUGCUUUAGGUACCCUGCUUUUGACAGGUGUCCGGAAGCUGCACAGUAGCGUGGCGGCUCGGGCGGGCAGUCAGUGGCGACUCCAGCAGGGCCUGGCUGCUAACCCCUCUGGCUACGGGCCCCUUACGGAGCUCCCAGACUGGUCUUACGCGGAUGGCCGCCCUGCACCUCCAAUGAAAGGCCAGCUUCGAAGAAAAGCCCAAAGGGAGAAGUUUGCAAGACGAGUUGUACUGCUGUCACAGGAAAUGGAUGCUGGCUUACAGGCAUGGCAGCUCAGGCAGCAGAAGUUGCAGGAAGAAGGGAAACAGAAAAACGCUCUUAAACCCAAAGGGGCUCUAUUGCAGAACCCACUACCAAGUCAAUAAAAAGCAAUACCUGUCUCCCUUUCCCAGCCUCUCUCUGGCUUUCUUCUCUAUCACCUGUAUGCCUCAUCCUGGUCAGAAGAGAGCCUUCACGUUCCCCAUCUGUCUUCCCGGCACAAGAGUUUGGACACCAGAAAGAACAGCCUGUAAGAUCACUGCCUGGAAGAGUUGGCUUAGUGCCCUCAUCACUGGCUCCGUUCCAAUUCAGUGGAACCUCGCUCUGGGAUGCUUCCCUCCUUCACGAGCCAUAGGACUGGCCCAACUAUGAACAGUAGCUGCUCUGCGAACUGCUACGAAAAAGGGGCAGCAGUUUUCCUGGUGUUAGCUAGGCACUCAAGCCUUUAACAGCCCAUACACAGCUCAGGCUGUGUGCAGUUAUUCAUUUAAUAAAUGUUUUGAUAAAAAAGGC
This is a messenger RNA of Herpailurus yagouaroundi (jaguarundi), 848 nucleotides long. RefSeq names its product mitochondrial ribosomal protein L52 (gene MRPL52). NCBI's taxonomy places the organism in Eukaryota, Metazoa, Chordata, Mammalia, Carnivora, Felidae. The record is from RefSeq and is a predicted model, not a curated record. Gene Ontology annotation, molecular function: structural constituent of ribosome. Gene Ontology annotation, biological process: mitochondrial translation. The coding region runs from base 74 to 442 and encodes 122 amino acids. Gene Ontology annotation, cellular component: mitochondrial large ribosomal subunit. The transcript has 5 exons.